CAAAUCAGCGUUUGUUCCACGCGGAGUUUGAUCAGCCGGCGUGUAGUAGGACGGAGAUUUCGGAGUUCAAAGGUGUCAGGAGGAAAAAAGAAAAUGUCGGAAACUACAGGAAAGGUCAUUGAAUGCAAAGCUGCCGUGGCAUGGCAGGCCAAGCAGCCAAUGGUAAUUGAGGACAUUCAGGUGGCGCCACCUAGGGCAGGUGAAAUAAGAAUCAAGGUUUUGCACACUGGUGUGUGUCACACUGACGCCUACGUCCUUGACGGGUUUGAUCCAGAGGGCAUAUUUCCUGUUGUCCUGGGCCAUGAGGGUGGGGGUAUUGUAGAGAGUGUGGGCGAGGGUGUCACCAGUGUACAGACAGGUGACCAUGUUAUUCCGCUGUACAUACCUCAAUGCUACGAAUGUAAAUUCUGCAAAAGUCCGAAGACAAACUUAUGUGGCAAGAUCAGGUCCACGCAGGGUGCUGGUUUGAUGCCAGAUGGGACAUCACGCUUCACAUGCAAGGGAAAGCAACUGUUCCAUUUCAUGGGCUGUAGUUCCUUCAGUCAGUAUACAGUGGUAGCCGAGAUCUCCGUCUGUAAGGUUGUUCCUGAAGCUCCGCUGGAGAAAGUCUGUUUGCUGGGAUGUGGUAUCUCCACAGGGUACGGAGCGGCUCUCAACACUGCUAAGGUGGAGCCAGGUUCUACCUGUGCUGUUUGGGGGCUAGGAGCCGUCGGAUUAGCUGUUAUUAUGGGCUGUAAGAAGGCUGGUGCUGGACGCAUCAUUGGCAUUGACAUCAAGGAAUCAAAGUUUGAGUUGGGUAAGAAGUUUGGAAUGACGGAAGGUCUGAACCCUAAGAAUCAUGAGAAGCCAAUCCAACAGGUGAUCGGAGACAUGACUGAUGGAGGAUGUGAUUAUACCUUCGAGUGUAUCGGCAAUGUUGGAACCAUGAGGGCAGCACUGGAGUCAUGUCACAAGGGAUGGGGUGUGUCAACCAUUAUCGGUGUCGCAGCAGCCGGCCAAGAGAUCUCCACGCGGCCAUUCCAGUUGGUCACAGGUCGUGUGUGGAAAGGAUCAGCAUUUGGAGGCUGGAAGAGCCGAGAGAGCGUGCCGAAACUGGUCCAGGAAUAUAUGAACAAAGAGAUGAUGGUGGACGAGUUUGUUAGUCACAGCCUUCCUCUGACAGAGAUCAACAAAUCGUUUGACCUCAUGCACGCAGGUGAAAGCAUUCGAAGUGUUUUAGACCUGCACUGAGGAAACACCUCUAGUCAAUUACCGCUCACAGCCAAGGGCCGACACUGCUGUUGAUUUUAACUGUUGGACACAGUAACAGCUACUGAUGGCUGCUAAUAUCAAGAUCGAUUUAUUGUUCCGUGAAUCUGUAAUUAUUGCUAAUCAGUACAAUGUUUUAUUAUAAUGAUUAAUGAUGAUGAUUUUUACUUUGAAUACCUGUAUGGUGGUAGUGUAGUACUUGUGGAUUGGUUGGCUGGCUAUUGUCUGCAAUGAUUUUUGAAUCAAUAUGUUUGAGAGUAAGAACACUGUAAUCUUUAGUCGUGGGAAGCAAAAAUAUCUCUGAUCAGUGGUUAGCACAUUCAUUUUAAAAUUAAAUACAGAAUUUUCUCCCAUUUCAUAUUAAAUUUGUUUUCUAACCACACAUCAAUCAAUUCGGUCAAAAACUGUUGCAAAUCUUACUGUUUUCUUUUGUUUCAAAAUAUCUUUUAUCCUGAUGUUCAAAAAGGAAUAUUGAAGAGAGAAAAAAUGCAAAAUGUUUGAUGAUUAAAAAAACAAGAGUGCAUUUUUGAACUUAAGUGAUUUGGUUGAAACUGUAUAUAGUAACAAAGGUUUGUGCGUUUCAAAUUCAACAGGGUAUAUAAUUAUAUCAAAAUGGUGUUUUUUGUGACUUGAUGCUUGUUCAGUGCCAUGUAAUUAUAAUGUACUAGAAAUUUUAAUGCAAAGUACGCAAAUGUUUCAUUGGUGAUGUGCUAUAUGUGUAUAGCUUGCACAAUAAAUUAUUAUAAUGUUUUUUCAAAGCUUUGCCUAGCUUUUCUUACUUAAGCAGGACCAGAAACAUUCCCCCAGUUACAUGUGUGUGUGUAUGAUGACUUACAGAACGAAUGUCACUUAUCUAAGGUUGUGUGAUAAGUGGAGGGACUCACACAAAACAAAGCUAGCCUGUAAUACACCAACUGAAGGUUGUCGUACAGCAGUACAUGUAGUUACAUUAUACAUUGGGCUUCAUUGCUUGAUGUGUUGUAUCCAAAUUUGCAUUAAUGGCUUUCUGCAAAAGUUUUGUUUAAUUUUUAUUUCCAUCAUUCAAAACUUUCAGGGGAGACUAAUUUCCAGUGCCCAGUUGUUCAAAAGAUGAUGAGCUUAUCACUGUUUAACGACAUUUUUCAAUCUCUAAUAAUUUGGUUAACAUACAGGGUAAAAACUCAUAAUUUUGUAUGUAAUUUUGCUCUACUUAAAUAUUUUCUGUAUGGAAAUGUUUCACGCAAGUAAAUGUUUUUUUUAUAAAUAUACAAACAAUAAAAUUUGCACUAAUCACCUUUUGAACAUCUGGGCCUAGGUUUUUUAACCAGCAAGAAAAUUUCUGAUUUCGUUAAAUAUAUUUAAUGUCUUAAGUUAAAUAUAUUUAAUGUCUUAAAAUAUUAAAAUUGAUUCAUUUAUAUGUAACAAUUUUACUGUUGGGGCAGUUGAAAACAUGAAGCAUUUACAAAGCAUUUGUUAUGGUGUUGAUGACACCACACGGGCAUUAUUGUACAUCUUGUUUGAAUCUUCGGGUCAGAAACUUGCCAAUUUAUGUUUUCUAUCUCCGAGUUUACAUGAACAACAACAAAUUUGUUCUGUGGGUCAGUGCAUCAUGCCUGCCACAACUGUCAAUUAGAAAUAGUACUGGAUAUUUACAUUAUAUAGGCGACUUGUAAAGGUUUUUGCCAGUAUUGAAACAUUUUUUAUUUGCAAUUGUUAGUAAUUACCUCCCGAUGCUGACGAUUUAAUGUUUGCUCUUUUGAAGCUUUAACCAAACAUUGGAUUAUUUUUGUUGUUGAUUAUUAAUUUAGUUUCCUUGAUUUAAACCUCUUGGGGGUUGUCCUCGAUGUUCAGCCUGCAGACAGUGAAUGUGAUUAUGUACUAAUUUACAGGUAUAUUGUGGCCAAAAAUUAAUUAUAUUAGCUUGACCAGGGAAAAGGUGCUAACACAUUUUUACUUAUGACGAGUUGUGCAUGUACCUUGCUCUUACAAUAAUACAAUAUGAUAAUAACACCAUUAAAUUUAUUUUACAUGACUGGCACAAUUGUAUUUUUCAAAAC
Messenger RNA from Mizuhopecten yessoensis (Yesso scallop), 3284 nucleotides. RefSeq names its product alcohol dehydrogenase class-3-like. Gene Ontology annotation, biological process: formaldehyde catabolic process. The record is from RefSeq and is a predicted model, not a curated record. The transcript has 11 exons. NCBI's taxonomy places the organism in Eukaryota, Metazoa, Mollusca, Bivalvia, Pectinida, Pectinidae. Gene Ontology annotation, cellular component: cytosol. The coding region runs from base 94 to 1230 and encodes 378 amino acids. Gene Ontology annotation, molecular function: zinc ion binding; S-(hydroxymethyl)glutathione dehydrogenase [NAD(P)+] activity.